Phalaenopsis equestris is the source of this 1357-nucleotide messenger RNA. RefSeq names its product cyclin-dependent kinase C-2-like. The annotation marks the transcript as partial. Gene Ontology annotation, cellular component: nucleus; cyclin-dependent protein kinase holoenzyme complex. Gene Ontology annotation, molecular function: cyclin-dependent protein serine/threonine kinase activity; RNA polymerase II CTD heptapeptide repeat kinase activity; ATP binding. The record is from RefSeq and is a predicted model, not a curated record. Gene Ontology annotation, biological process: positive regulation of transcription elongation by RNA polymerase II; protein phosphorylation. The transcript is spliced from 13 exons. NCBI's taxonomy places the organism in Eukaryota, Viridiplantae, Streptophyta, Magnoliopsida, Asparagales, Orchidaceae.
GCAAGUAUACAUGGCUAAAGAAAUCAGAACUGGAGAAAUUGUAGCACUGAAGAAAAUUAGGAUGGACAAUGAAAGAGAAGGGUUUCCCAUUACUGCAAUACGAGAAAUAAAAAUCCUAAAGAAGCUGCAGCAUCAGAAUGUCAUCCAACUGAAAGAGAUUGUGACAUCUCCAGGUCCAGAGAAAGACGAACAAGGAAAGCCAGAUGGGAACAAAUACAAAGGAAGCAUCUAUAUGGUUUUCGAAUAUAUGGAUCAUGAUCUAACUGGGCUGGCAGAUCGUCCUGGCAUGAGAUUCACCGUACCACAAAUAAAGUGUUACAUGAGGCAGCUGUUAACUGGACUACAUUAUUGUCAUGUUAACCAGGUGCUUCAUCGUGACAUCAAAGGAUCUAAUUUACUGAUUGAUAAUGAGGGAAAUCUAAAACUGGCUGAUUUUGGGCUUGCACGCUCAUUUUCUAGUGAUCACAAUGGCAACUUAACUAAUCGUGUAAUAACUUUGUGGUAUAGGCCUCCGGAGUUGCUGCUAGGAGCAACCAAGUAUGGUCCAGCUGUAGACAUGUGGUCUGUUGGUUGUAUAUUUGCAGAGCUUUUACAUGGAAAGCCCAUCUUACCUGGGAAAAAUGAGCCAGAACAGUUGACGAAGAUUUUUGAGCUCUGUGGAACUCCAGAUGAGGUGAACUGGCCUGGUGUUACUAAGAUGCCUUGGUAUAACAACUUCAAGCCUUCAAGGCCAACGAAGAGACGUGUCAGGGAGCUUUUCAAGCAUUUCGACCGUCAUGCCUUGGAGUUAUUGGAGAGGAUGUUAAUGCUCGAUCCAUCUCAGAGAAUAUCAGCAAAAGAUGCACUUGAUGCAGAGUAUUUCUGGGCUGAUCCCUUACCAUGUGAUCCAAAAAGCCUUCCGAAGUACGAAUCUUCCCACGAGUUUCAGACGAAGAAGAAGCGCCAGCAACAACGCCAGCACGAAGAAAUGGCGAAGCGUCAGAAGCUUCAGCACCCUCAGCCUCAUGCCCGUCUUCCUCCCAUCCAACAGACCGGUCAACCUCAUCCCCAAAUGUGGCCUGGUCCCGGUCAACCCAUUGAUGAGGUGAUCAACUCUUCGUUGACUCCUGUUAAUGCCUAUAAGGAUUUCGUGCCGUUAACUUCAGCAACAAUGUUCAUUAACAAGAAUUGCGACUAUUUCAGUUGGGUUGAUGACAUUGACGAGGUCCCUCCAAAUCGUGAUCAGCCGAGGAGAGAUUCAGCGAUGGAGUGGAGAUUGUUCCCAAGACUUGAUCAUCUGGAUUUCAACCCAAAUCCCAUUCUUGGCCCGUUGAUUAUCAUUGUUGUCCUCAUUAUUGUAGUUGCUAGUUUCAAAUAG